Messenger RNA from Bombus impatiens (common eastern bumble bee), 1875 nucleotides. It is a transcript of the gene APP-BP1, whose product is annotated as NEDD8-activating enzyme E1 regulatory subunit. Gene Ontology annotation, cellular component: cytoplasm; nucleus. Gene Ontology annotation, molecular function: NEDD8 activating enzyme activity; ubiquitin activating enzyme activity. The coding region runs from base 379 to 1788 and encodes 469 amino acids. Gene Ontology annotation, biological process: DNA damage response; ubiquitin-dependent protein catabolic process; protein ubiquitination. NCBI's taxonomy places the organism in Eukaryota, Metazoa, Arthropoda, Insecta, Hymenoptera, Apidae. The transcript is spliced from 9 exons. The record is from RefSeq and is a predicted model, not a curated record.
CUUAUGAUGUUCCAUCUAUGAAACUGCUCUAUUCAUGACGAUUUGUGAAAGUUUAUAAGUAAACUUGCGCUUAUGGUUGUUUUGUGUAUGUCAGUUUAAUAGUUUGAUCAAAAGUGUAAUUCAUCUGAUCUAAAGUGUUGUAUUAUUAUUCCAUUUUUAUUAGUCUAUCCUUAUGGCAUCACCAGCACCGAAAUCACCAGAACAAUCUGAAAAAAACAGAAAAUAUGAUAGACAAUUAAGGAUCAGAAAGGUUAUGGGGUGAUCAUGGUCAAACUGCAUUAGAAAGUGCACAUGUUUGUGUCAUAAACGCUACAGGCCUUGGUACAGAAAUUUUAAAAUCCUUAGUUUUACCAGGCAUUGGGGCAUUUACAAUCGUAGAUGGGAAAAAGGUUACUAAUGAAGAUAUUGGGGCAAAAAGCAGACUGUAUAGGGAAAUCAAGAGCACAGGUAGCAACACAAAUGUUGUUAGAAUUAAAUUCUGAUGUUAGAGGUGAUUAUAUAGAUGAGGAACUUGAAGAAAUUUUAUGCAAUAGUCCUGACUUUUUCAACAAUUUUACUGUUGUUGUAGCUACUUCAUUAGUUGAAAAAUCUUUAAUUCUUCUGUCACAAAGGCUUUGGGAAUUAAACAUACCUUUAAUAGUGUGUAGAAGUAUAGGAUUUAUUGCAUAUAUGAGGAUUCAAAUAAAGGAACAUACAGUCAUAGAAACACAUCCAGACAAUGAAACUCCAGAUUUGCGUUUAGAUAAACCAUUUGAGACAUUAAAGAAGCAUCUUGAUACCAUAAAUUUAGAUGAACUGAGUUUUAAAGAUCACUCUCAUAUACCAUACUUAGUUAUAUUGUACAAAUUUUUAGAAAAUUGGAUUCUAAAUAAUGGGGAAUUACCAAAAACUUACAAAGAAAAAAGUCAAUUAAAAGAAAUGAUAAAAGAAGGAAUGAGGAGAGAUGAGAAUGAUACUGCAAAUAGCGAAGAAAAUUUUGAAGAAGCUAUUAAAGCUGUUAAUACAUGUGUAGGAUGUACUGAGAUUCCAGAGAAUGUAAUGAAUAUUCUUAAUGAUGAUAAAUGCAUCAAUUUAACAGCUAAGAGUAGUUCAUUUUGGAUUAUAGCUAAAGCAAUAAAAGAUUUUGUUGAAAAUGAGGGAGGUGGAUUAUUACCAUUAAAAGGUACUUUGCCAGAUAUGACAGCAGAUACAGAAAAAUAUAUAACAUUUCAGCAAAUAUAUCACAAACAAGCGAUAGUUGAUGCAGAAGCAGUAUGGCGACGUACAUUGCAACUGUUACGACAAUUAGGAAAAUCUUCAGAUUCCAUUUCUGAAAGAGAUGUAAAGUUGUUUUGCAGACAUGCUUUGAACAUACAUGUCCAAAGGGGAACGUGUAUCGCAAAUGAAUAUGAUUCUAAAAUUUUUGAUGCAAGCAAUAUAGUGCAAUGUUUAGAAAAUCCUGAGAGUAUGAUGAUUUAUUACGUUGUUCUUAGGGGGGUUGAAAAAUUUCAAACAGAAUAUAAUUCAUAUCCUGGAGAAUUUGAUGAUCAAGUAGAACCUGAUAUAGUUAAGCUUAAGGCAUGCAUAACAAAGUUACUGAAUGAAUGGGGAUGUGGACCAUUGGUAAAAGAUGAUUAUGUUCAUGAAUUUUGUCGAUUUGGUGGAGCAGAGUUGCAUUCAGUAUCAGCAUUUUUAGGUGGCCUUGCAGCUCAAGAAGUUAUAAAAUUUGUUACAAAUCAAUAUAAACCAGUUCAUAAUACCUUUAUAUAUGAUGCAGUGACUUCAAGUUCUGGAAUAUUUUUCUUUUAAUAUUAUUAAAUAGUAAAUUAAUGGUAUGCUCCUGUAUAAAAUAAGAAUAUACAAUUUUAUAAUUUACGUAAUAAAUUUUGUUCAUUU